AUGUUCCUAUUAAUCCUGUAUUUUUUACUUCCUCUAGCCCUCUGUGAAAUAACUAUACCAGAUGUGGGCGAUGGAUGGUUUCCCACUUCAUCAAGCGAUUGCGGCACUAAUCUAAUUUCCGCUCACAGUUUUUAUGCUUAUUGGGAUGGCGACUUGCCAAAUUCUAAUGAUGUCAACUUUGCAGGUGCUCUAGACGAUAUUGUGCUGGUUCGAGAUAAUGCAGGGGGAAAUAUUCAAGCAAUCAGAGUAAGUCAGGAUGAUUACAUGAUAGGCACAUUUGGAGGUAAUCAGCUUGACUCUAUAUCUAGCGACCUUCUCGAUACUUAUGCUGCUGUUCUAAUAGUCGAAAAUGGAAUAAAUGAUUACUUUUAUAUUGAAUCUAUUACCGGUGACCCAAAAACUACCUAUGGGUUUAUCGCCGCAACAGGAGAUCUAAGUUUUGAGUAUGUCACUGAGGCAAUAAAGUUUUGGAGUAGGGGUGAAAGCUACAAUUUUGCCACCAGCAGACAAUUUAUUAAUGAAUAUAAUUUAUGCGAGCACUCAGCCGACGACGCAUAUACCUUGAUCAACUCGUCAUAUUUUGGUGACUGCAUUUCGAUUACUUAUAACUCUUCACAAACUUUAGAGGAGCAGACUGGCUUAGCAACUGAUCUUCUCUAUGUUUACAAUGGUGGUACAACUUCUUUUAAUGACGGCGAUAAGGUCUGUGUUUCUAUUGGUGCUGUCCCCGACAAUACUCAAUAG
Molecule: messenger RNA, 744 nt
Organism: Kazachstania africana CBS 2517
Lineage: Eukaryota; Fungi; Ascomycota; Saccharomycetes; Saccharomycetales; Saccharomycetaceae
Exons: 1
Coding region: 1-744 (247 amino acids)
Source: RefSeq, a predicted model, not a curated record